AUGUUUUCCAAUGAAGAUAUAAUGAAUAAUGAAAAAUUGGCUAACGUGUGGAAAUUAGCCCACGGACUCGAAGUUUCAGAUGAAGAGCUAAAAAAAGAAAAUCUACCUGAUAUUUGUGACGAGCUGGAUUCUUAUAUAAACAGUGAAUCGAAUAAUCCUCGUAAAAGACUGUCAUUGAGAGCGUCCGCCCAUCUCCUCGCGGGGUGCGCCGAAAUGUACAAACGCCAAGUUAGUGAGUUGUUUGACGAUGUGGACAAGCUGACUAAAGACCUCAUACGGCGUCCUAAGAGAACAGACAGUUCAAGUAGUUCGGGAAGCAUUAGUUCUUCAGAAUCCGAAGCUGAGCAAGAACAAAUAAAACGAGCAAAUACCAUCAGUCAUGGCAGUUGGGAAGGGAGUCAACUAGAUUCUUCAGAAACUGCAUCUGUUUCUGAAGAAAUGAGACGAGCUAAAACUAUGGAAUUUGAUACCUCAUUUUUACCUGCAAAGAAAAAGAAAUUUCAAAUGUUACGUAAAAAUAAAAGUAAAUUAAUAGUACCAGAAAAUAUUACUAGAAGUAAAACUUCAACUGAUAGAGAAACCGGUAAAGAAUUCCAAGAAACUAGUGAAGCUACUAGCUCCAAUGAUAUUGAUCUUUUGGCACCUGAAAAUGUUAAAAAACCGGCUGAAAGGAGACGCGGAAUCACUAUCGUGGAAGAAUCAACACCAGUGCGGAAUCCUACGAUGCUUGAUAAGGAGAUUCAAGCUAAUAUCACAUCAGUCCCUGGAAGGCACUCAAAUGUAACUGGUUUUUCAGCUGAGGGUUUCAGGCAGGACCUUCCUUUUGCCUACACCAUAAUACAUGAUAAUAUAGCGAACAGAGUUCCUAGUCAAAUCAUUAUUUCUUCUAUUACUCAUAAUUUGAACUCCAAUCAUUAA
This is a messenger RNA of Helicoverpa zea (corn earworm), 918 nucleotides long. RefSeq lists its product as uncharacterized. Bases 1 to 918 code for a protein of 305 amino acids. The transcript has 7 exons. NCBI's taxonomy places the organism in Eukaryota, Metazoa, Arthropoda, Insecta, Lepidoptera, Noctuidae. The record is from RefSeq and is a predicted model, not a curated record. Gene Ontology annotation, molecular function: protein binding.